AGAAGUUCGAUCAUCUGCAAUGUACCGGUAUCUCGGAAGUGUGGAUCGGAGUUUGUGGUAUCGGUGAUUAAGACGGGGAUUUAGAGCCCCAGAACCUCGAGAAGUGAAGUUGUCCCAAAUUCUUGAAUUCAUCACCAACUUCGUUCAUCUGAUUCGGGGACGAUGUGGAUUCGGACUGUCCGACGACAAAGCCGCUGAUCCAGAGACGACGAGAGGCUGGGAGAUGCCGUUCUGAGACCUGGAACUCGAACGUGAGCGGCCUGGAACUGGAAUGGAAGGGAUGGCGUAACAGAAACAUGGCGGCUUUGAAUGAGGAGGGUUGGCAAGAAUCUUCCAUGCUCUUCGAGAGAAGGCUGUCACGGCGAGCGAGAAGAUGCUCCGAGGAAAGAAAGCGGAUUGGAAGCACUGUGGAAGAGCCGUCGUUGUUGCUGUGGCUGCACAAGUCGCAGAAUCUGUGCUGGUUGGCAGCAUCUUGCAGAUGGGGUACUGGUCUACUCCUCCCAUACUCCGGCAGCCGCAUGUGGGAAAAGAAGUACAUUUGUGCGUCGAGUUUUCGUUGCUCUCUGUUGGGUCUGAGUACACGUACCGCGAGAGUGUGCGAGGCUACAAGGUUGCAAAAGACCAACGAUCACGCUCCGGCAGUUCUCGAUUCUUGAGCUUCAUGUUCCAAGAAAGCUAACAGCAGCAAAAAGCGAAGGAGCGCAGCUCUCACGAAGCUGUCUCCACGAGCCCCAGGUGAGAGUCGUGGAGCUCGGAAUCAAUGUAGAAGAAACAUCUCCUCGAAUCCAACUCCAAAAAAGGCCGAGAGGCCUCUUUGAAACCCUCACCUUUUCCACAUAUUCCAACUCCCGUACAAUCUCACGUGCAGUUUACUUAAUGCCACCGCACGAUACAUCUUUCUAUCCUUAACAGCAGACGUCCAAAAAGGAGAUCUCCGUGAUGCCUUUACAAAUGGAUGAGACCUUACUCUUGGAAAGUUGGAUCUUCGGGUACAAUGCCACUGAAUUUACUCCACCACUAUGAUAUUAUUGAGAAUAGCCUUCUUCGAAAGCCGCCUCUUGACCUAAAUUGAUCCUAUACUUCUCUUGAGGCCAAUUUUGGAAGUUUCGUUCGCUGCUGGUAAGUGUUAAAUUUGAAGACGGAAGCAAAUCAGGAGGAGAUGUCGAGACAAGAUAAGUUGGAGGCAGAGCCAACACCCAAAAGAAUGUCAAUCAGGAAAUCAGGUAUUCCCUGCUUCGUCCAGGUAGACAGGGAGGGGAAUGAAAAUGGGAAGGACACGUCGAAAAUCCGAGCAGAAAGGUGCGUGUGGCAGAAGGGGGACGAGGCAAGAUGUUUGAAGGUGUGGGGCACUACGAUUCUCCAGCAAAGACUUGGCAAAAGCAUCACACAUAGAGACGUACAAACAGAAACCAGAAGCAGCGGAAGCAGGAGUACCGUAAUGAUGAGUUGAAGGUUUCUCUCGUGCUUUUUGGAUUUUUCAAUACGAUAUUAAGAUAUGCCAUGGUACGACAAAAGUUUCCCUUUGCUGGUUGUUAGCAUACAUCCUUCUAUACCCGUAAGAGCGCCGCCCAUGCGACAAACGUGAACUUGGAGAGUCUUUGAGAUGAUGCGAACUUUAUGUGUGUGUACAACAUACACAUGUCGUUAAGGCAAAUCAAUUCGACACAUAUGGGAACAAGGCAGUCAAUGAGGCAAGCUCGAAGAGGAAGGCCGACUUUCCAGGAAGAUGGAAGUAGAAGAAGCAGAAGAAGAAAGCAUGGCGAGAAGGAGAAGAAACAGACGAGAGACUGAUCGUAAGAUUCUAUAGAGAGAAAACAAACGGAAACCUUUCUGGGGAGAAUCGAUCUGCCACGCAGCUUUUCUGGAGAUUUCUACGUCUUUGAAAAGCAUCAGCCGAUCUCGUGGAGAGGUCUCUUUCCAAACUUCUGGUAGCAUCCGAU
Molecule: messenger RNA, 1940 nt
Organism: Marchantia polymorpha subsp. ruderalis
Lineage: Eukaryota; Viridiplantae; Streptophyta; Marchantiopsida; Marchantiales; Marchantiaceae
Source: the annotation of a GenBank genome assembly